AUUCAUUACAAUGGCUAUUCAAGCACAGUUGCAUGCUGAAAAUAUGGAUUUACCUUCGUCCAUGUGCGGUCUUCAGGAUUGGGAGUUAAACCCAGCACCAGCUCUAAUUUCUUCCCUUGAACUUGAUUCUUGUUUCAAUCUUCAAGACCCUUCUGGAUAUACCAUUCCUUUUCAUCUGCAACAAAACGCUCAUAAUUUGGGUUCUUCGUCUUUUUCUUUGGAUGCUCAUCUGGAGAUGCAAAGACAGGAACUUGAUAGCGUUCUUCAAUGGCAGAAUGAGAGGCUAAUAUCUACUUUACGAGAGCAAAGAAAGCGACAAUUGGCCAUCUUGCUAAACCGUAUGGAAUCAAAGGCCUUGUAUUUGAUGAGAAGAAAAGACGAUGAAUUGGCUGGAGCAACAAAGAAAAGAAUGGAGCUUGAAGCCUUCCUGAGGAAAGCGGAAAUGGAGAGCAACUCAUGGCAAAGACUUGCGAAAGAGAAGCAAACAACGGUUAUGGAUCUAAGCAACGCACUGCAACAAGUGAAGGAGAGCCUAGUCUGGGCCAGAAACACAGCAGAAGACGCAGAAUCCGUUUUCAGUGGCUCGUUUGAUCAUCAACAACAAGGUGAAGUGGAAGAAAAGAGCAAUGAUAACAAGAUGGUUUGCAAGCACUGCAACACAAGGAGAUCGUGCGUUGUGUUUCUACCGUGCAGACACCUUUGCUCGUGCGAGUCCUGUGAACCUUUCCUCCAUUCUUGUCCUGUCUGUAAAUCUAUAAAGGAAGCAAGCAUCAAUGUCUUUUGGGUCUAA
Messenger RNA from Hibiscus syriacus, 790 nucleotides. RefSeq names its product probable BOI-related E3 ubiquitin-protein ligase 2. The coding region runs from base 11 to 790 and encodes 259 amino acids. The transcript has 2 exons. Gene Ontology annotation, molecular function: ubiquitin-protein transferase activity. Lineage: Eukaryota; Viridiplantae; Streptophyta; Magnoliopsida; Malvales; Malvaceae. The record is from RefSeq and is a predicted model, not a curated record.